Messenger RNA from Coregonus sp. 'balchen', 13114 nucleotides. The record is from the annotation of a GenBank genome assembly. Lineage: Eukaryota; Metazoa; Chordata; Actinopteri; Salmoniformes; Salmonidae.
GGUCGCCGGGCAGUGAAGCGAGGGAAGCUUCGGUCUUGCCAACAAGCCAAGGACCUCAUCCGGGUAAAUCAUAGCCUUUUAUGAAUUCAAACUUCUACUACUCACCUGCAGCACCUGACCUCUAACCCCUGCUGUACUCUGUGUUGUAGUCCCAUUCGGAGCACAUUUCCCUGCAGCCCCUGCGUGUGGAGAUCCUCCACUCAGCGGUCAUGGCCCACCAGAGCUUCGCCAUGCGGCUGGGCACCUGGUUUCAGAAGAUCAUUGGCUACUCAUUGAGGUUCAGGCAGGUGUUCUGCAACGUCGCUCUGUAGCCCAGCUAAGAGGGGGACCGGCCCAGCCUCAUUUGCCGACUCAUGCUGCACGACGCCAGGUUGUACAAAGGCAAGUAGACCUGGGAGCAUAGAUCAAUCUUUCUCUGCUUUAAGAUGCACCCCUGUUUUGCCUCCAGUCCAUCACAUUCAAACCCAUUCUCUUUUUUCAUCCAGGAGCCCGUAAGCUCAUCCAUGAGUUGAUCUUCUGUAGCCUGCUGAUGGAGACUGAGUACAAGAGGCUCUUUGCCAUGGAGUUCACCAAGGUGUGUCAGAAGUUAAACGUACACUGAUGCUUUUUUUUUUAUCCACAAAAUGUACAUUACAGUUAUGUGGCUAACCUUAACUGUACAUGUCCCACCCCGCUGCCCUCUCUCUGUCUUUCAGCAUUACAAGCAACUGCAGAAGGACUUCAUCCUUGAUGACCAUGAGAGGAGCAUAUCCAUCACAGCUCUAUCUGUGCAGAUCUUCACCGUACCCACUCUGGUGAGAGCUAUGGCGAUCGAUUGUAAUGUGAAGAUUGUUUUUUCUUUGUCAGCCAGGCUCAGCUUACACCACUGUAUCCUCUUCUCUGUGUUCAGGCCAGGCAGCUGAUUGAGGAACGGAAUGUGAUCAAGGUGAUUGUCACGUGUAGCUCAGUUGGUAGAGCAUAGCCAGGGUUGUGGGUUCGAUUCCCACGGGGGGCCAGUAUGAAAAUGUAUGCACUCACUAAACUGUAAGUCGCUCUGGAUAAGAGUGUCUGCUAAAUGACUAAAAAUGUAAAAAAUAAAAUGUUGACACUAUCAUGGAGCUGCUCUGGGAGCAGCUGGAUGCCAACCAUUCUUUCCACUUCCAGGGAUACAACUCAAACAAGUUCUUCCGGAUCCAGGUGAUCUUCCACAACCUGAGGUGGGUGUGACAUACUACUCAGUCUCAUCUCAGACAUUAGGGAUAUGUCUCUUGUUGUAGCUGCCUGAGGCUUAUCUAUAAUUACGUGUUCAAACCUAUUAUUAUGCUUAGAUUUCCUUCCCCCUCUUGACAUGGUCAAAUAACUCAAGCACAGCUUGGUAACCUUUAUUUAAUUUUUUUGGCACACAUAUACUAGAGGUCAUUAAUAACUUGGUCAACUAGAAUGGCACCGAUUGGCUUAUAGGUGGCACUGUUAUAAGCGGUCUCACUCAAACCCUCAAAUCCACAGCCCCGUUUCACCUACAGUCGUGGUCAAAAGUUUUGAGAAUGACACAAAUCCUAAUUUUCACAAAGUCUGCUGCCUCAGUUUUGAUGAUGGCAAUUUGCAUAUACUCCAGAAUGUCAUGAAGAGUGAUCAGAUGAAUUGCAAUUAAUUGCAAAGUCCCUCUUUACCAUGAAAAUGAACUUAAUCCCCCCAAAAACAGUUCCACUGCAUUUCAGCCCUGCCACAAAAGGACCAGCUGCCAUCAUGUCAGUGAUUCUCUCGUUAACACAGGUGAGAGUGUUGAUGAGGACAAGGCUGGAGAUCACUCUGUCAUGCUGAUUGAGUUAGAAUAACAGACUGGAAGCUUUAAAAGGAGGGUGGUGCUUGAAAUCAUUGUUCUUCCUCUGUUAACCAUGGUUACCUGCAAUGAAACACGUGCCAUCAUCAUUGCUUUACACAAAAAUGGCUUCACAGGCAAGGAUAUUGCUGCUAGUAAGAUUGCACCUAAAUCAACCAUUUAUCGGAUCAUCAAGAACUUCAAGGAGAGAGGUUCAAUUGUUGUGAAGAAGGCAUCAAGAAAGUCCAGCAAGCGCCAGGACCGUCUCCUAAAGUUGAUUCAGCUGCGGGAUCGGGGCACCACCAGUGCAGAGCUUGCUCAGUAAUGGCAGCAGGCAGGUGUGAGAGCAUCUGCACGCACAGUGAGGCGAAGACUUUUGGAGGAUGGCCUGGUGUCAAGAAGGGCAGCAAAGAAGCCACUUCUCUCCAGGAAAAACAUCAGGGACAGACUGAUAUUCUGCAAAAGGUACAGGGAUUGGACUGCUGAGGACUGGGGUAAAGUCAUUUUCUCUGAUGAAUCCCCUUUCCGAUUGUUUGGGGCAUCCGGAAAACACCUUGUCCGGAGAAGACAAGGUGAGCGCUACCAUCAGUCCUGUGUCAUGCCAACAGUAAAGCAUCCUGAGACCAUUCAUGUGUGGGGUUGCUUCUCAGCCAAGGGAGUGGGCUCACUCACAAUUUUGCCUAAGAACACAGCCAUGAAUAAAGAAUGGUACCAACACAUCCUCCGAGAGCAAUUUCUCCCAACCAUCCAAGAACAGUUUGGUGACGACCAAUGCCUUUUUCCAGCAUGAUGGAGCACCUUGCCAUAAGGCAAAAGUGAUAACUAAGUGGCUUGGGAACAAAACAUUGACAUUUUGGGUCCAUGGCCAGGAAACUUCCCAGACCUUAAUCCCAUUGAGAACUUGUGGUCGAUCCUCAAGAGGCAGGUGGACAAACAAAAACCCACAAAUUCUGACAAACUCCAAGCAUUGAUUAUGCAAGAAUGGGCUGCCAUCAGUCAGGAUGUGGCCCAGAAGUUAAUUGACAGCAUACCAGGGCAGAUUACAGAGGUCUUGAAAAAGAAGGGUCAACACUGCAAAUAUUGACUCUUUGCAUAAACUUAAUGUAAUUGUCAAUAAAAGCCUUUGACACUUAUGGAAUGCUUGUAAUUAUACUUCAGUAUACCAUAGUAACAUCUGACAAAAAUAUCUCAUGACACUGAAGCAGCGAACUUUGUGAAGACCAAUACUUGUGUCAUUCUCAAAACUUUUGACCACGACUGUAGAGACUUGAAACUUUUGUAUGUAGGUGACUUUCCUCAUGCUGAACAAAUUUGUCUCAAGGACCCAUAAUGUCCGUCAGGAUAGAUUUUCUUCCAUCUUGGACAUUUUGGAAAACCUUUGAAAAACGUUUUCUCGUGAACCAUAAGCAAAUAACACCAAAUUCUAUAUGUUGGACCAUGGUCCAUCUCUUAACUUAGUCUGAAAAGCUGAGAAUAGAUUUUACGUGUCCAUUUAAAUCCUUUGUAAAUCCACUUCACAUUGGCCUUAACUUUUUCGGGUCAUCAAAGACAUUACCACAAUGAAACAUGUUAAGAUUGGCAUUGAUAUCUUCAAAAAUGUGGUAACCAUUAACAAUUCACUUUCUUUGACUAUGUAUCGCUAAUGCUUAAAAUAAUUUUAAAAAAUCUUCUCAUGGACUAAAAGUCCAAUUCACUCCUAAUUUGGUCUUUAGUCUCAUCACAAUAGUCCCUAAAGAGUUUGAGGAAAUAACGUUGAUGCGUUCAAAGAUACCCAAAAUAUACUAGUAGAUGCAUAUUAGCACAAACGCUUCUUCUCAUGAACCAUAAGACCUAAUGACACCAAUUUGAAAUGUAGGCCCAUGGUACAUGUCUUAAUUUAGUUUGAGAAAAGCUAAGGGAUUGGUCAAAAGAUGUCUGAGUUAUUGUCAAAUUAAAAAUGAGAUUUUAUUUGCCCAUUUAUACCACUGUAAAUCCACUCCACAGUGGCCUAUCAACUUGAAACUUGUCAUCGCUGUCAUGGACGUCCCUAAGAUGAGCCACACUGAAUUAUUCUAUCGGUGUUGAUAUCUCAAAAAACAAGGAAACUAUUAACAACUAAUUAUUUGCAUAUGUAACACUAAUGCCCAAAAUCAUCUGCAAUCAUCUUCUCCCCAAGAACCAUAUGUCAGAUUCACUCCAGAUUUUAUAUUUAGACUCAUUACAUCAGUCUAAUGGUUUUGAAAAAAAAUUGUUGCGGCAUUUAAAUAUCGCCGGACUUUACCUAAAUAUGCACGUUAGCACAUAUGCUAAUGAAAAAAAUACUUACAAAAUCUUCUCAUGAACAUUAAAUCAGAUUAACUCCAGAUUUGGUAUACACUGAGUGUACAAAACAUUAGGAACACCUUCCUAAUAUUGAGUUGCACCCCCUUUUUCCCCCCAGAACAGCCUCAAUUCGUCGGGGUAUGGACUUUACAAGAUGUCGAAAGUUUUCCACAGGGAUGCUGGCCCAUGUUGAGUCCAAUGCUUCCCACAGUUGUGUCAAGUUGGUUGGAUGUCCUUUGGGUGGUGGAGCAUUCUUGAUACACACGGGAAAAUGUUGAGUGUGAAAAUCCAAAUGGCAUUGCAGUUCUUGACACACUCAAACCGGUGCGCCUGGCACCUACUACCAUACCCCGUUCAAAGGCACUUAAAUAUUUUGUCUUGCCCAUUCACCCUCUGAAUGGCACACAUACACAAUCGAUGUCUAGAUUUUCUCAAUGCUUAAAAAUCCUUAUUUAACCUGUCUCCUCUCCUUCUUCUACACUGAUUUAAGUGGAUUUAACAGGUCAUAGCUUUCACCUGGUCAGUCUGUCAUGUUCCUAACUUUUUGUACACUCAGUGAAUUAGGCUGUAAUGAACUUGAGAAUGAUAAGUUGCUGCAUUCAAAGUCGGCCACACUACCAAUUUACAGCAUUAGACUAAACUUCACAUGCGUCAUCCUUGUGGUAUUGAAACAUAAACAUGGUAAUGCUUUCACUGAUUGCAUAUAAAGGAUGAUAGUUCCUACAUAAUAGAGUGCUUGCUUUGUUAUACAACUGAUCUUGUCCUUUCUGUCAUCCUGUGAACCCCAUUCAUUGCUGCUUGCAGCUAUAUUAUGAAUGUGUCCUUCUUCCACAGUUACAUUCUGAUCAGCAAGCCCUCGGUGUGGACUGAGGAGCUAAGAACCCAGUUCCUGGAGGGGUACAGUGUCUUCCUGGGGCUCCUCAACUGCAUGCAGGUACACUCAGUCGUAGGGAUGUAACGAUUCACCAAUGAGCAUCGGUCCCCGAUUCAAAUGUUUAACAUACAAGUGCAUCGGUCGGCAUACCCCAAACCGAUCCAAAUGUAGCAUGCAUCGGUCAGAAAAUCGAUUCAAACGUUACGAAUCACCGCAUUACAAACAUUCGUUCUCUAAUCAAACUGAAUUGCACCGAAACGUUUCAAAAUAAAAGUAGCGUUUCUGUAUGGUAUCGGAGCCCAUGUACAGUGCCUAUAGAAAGUCUACACCCCCCUUGGAUUUCAUCACAUUUUAUUGUUAAAAGUGAGAUUAAAAUGAAUUUAAUUGUCAUUUUUUGUCAACGAUCUACACAAAAUACUCUGUCAAAGUGGAAGAAGAAUUAAAACACUAAUAUAACUUGAUUAGAUAAGUAUUCACCACCCUGAGUCAAUAUAUGUUAGAAAAACACCUUUGGCAGCAUUUACAGCUUUGAGUUUUCUUGGGUAAAUCUCAUAAGAGCUUUGCACACCUGUAUUAUGCAAUAUUUGCACAUGUAUUAUUUUCAAACUUCUUCAAGCUCUGUCAAGGUGUUGGGGAUCAUGGCUAGAUAGGAAUAUUCAAGUCUUGACAAAAAUGUGGCAAAACUGUAACUUGGCCACUCAGGAGCAUUCACUGUCUUCUGGGUAAGCAACUCCACUGUAGAUUUGGUAGUGCUGAGCGAUUAACCGAAAUUCCUAUAAUUUUUCAUUUUUUAAAGGACUAAUUGACCAACAUUGGUUCAAUUAUUUGAAUUCCAUUUCGUUCAGUAUUUUUUCUGUGAGCGCAACGCGCACAUUGCACAGUUUCUCUAGAGAUAAAUCAGACUCAGCCUCAACUGUGCGAUGUAAUAGGGAGUUGUAGUUUCCAACAGGCCAAUAUUCUACACAGUUUAGCGCAUAAAAUGUGGUAAUUAAUUACAAUGACCAUAAUCCAUUGCACAUCUACUUGUCCGGUCUGUUUCUUUUACGCCUGCUACAGAAAAGACAGAAGAAUGCAUAAUCGUGAGGUGAUAUAGAGAGCAGCUGUUGCUUCGCGAAGUAUCUCUACCUGAAAAUACAUUAUCUAAGUGAUUUGUUAGUUGGUAUUCAGCAGUCAUAAAACUAGAACUACAAAAUAGUGAUUUUGUCAGACAGCAUAGGCAGCAGCUCUAUAGAGAUGAGAUGAUGACUUGGAAUGAAAUAAUAGUCAUAUAAAACAAAUGUAAUAUUUUAUUAAAGUAAAGGAAUGUAAAUAAAUGAUGGUUAUGUAAGUGAUCAACAGUAAUGGGCAGUCACUACCAUCGUGGGACUUUUUUAAAUUAAUUGUUUUAUUCUGUGUUACAGCAUUCAACCCAUAUAAUGCAUAGUGCUUUUAAUGUUUAAAAAACAAAACAACAAAUAUAUAUAUAUAUUUUUUUUUAAUGAUCAAACAAACUGAACCGACCUCAAAAAGUAAUAAGCACUGAGCACUAAGAUUUGGCUUUGUGUUGUAGGUUAUUGUCCUGCUGAAAGGUGAAUUCCUCUCUGUGUCUGGUGUAAAGCAGACUGAAGCAGGUUUUCCUCACAUUUUGCCUGUGCUUAGCUCCAUCCCGUUUCUUUUCAUCCUGAAAAACUCCCCAGUGUUUGCUGAUGUCAAGCAUACCCAUACCAUGAUGCAGCCACCACCAUGCUUGAAAAUACGGAGGCAGGCAGUUACUCAGUGAUGUGUUGUGGUGGAUUUGCCCCAAACACAAGGCUUUGCAUUUAGGCCAAAAAGUGUAUUUCUUGCCCUGUGUUUUUGCAGUAUUACUUUAGUGCCUUGUUGCAUACAUAUGCAUGUUUUGGAAUAUUUUAAUUCUGUAUAUUUUUGUUCUUCUUUUCACUCAGUAAUUUCUGUCAUUAUUGUGGAGUCACUACAAUGUUGUUGAUCCAUCCUCAGUUUUCUCCAUCACAGCCAUUGAACUCUGUAGCUGUUUUAAAACACCAGUGGCCUCAUGGUGACAUCCCUAAGCAGUUUCCUUCCUGUCCUCCAGCUCAGUUCAGAAGGACAACUGCAUCAUUGAUGUGUCUGGGUGGUUUAAUACAUCAUCCACAGCAUAAUUAUUAACUUGACCAUGCCCAUCUACCAGUCACUUCCCUUCUUUAUGAGGCUUUUGAAAAGCUCCCUGGUCUUUGUAGUUGAAUCUGUCAUUGAAACUCAGUACUUGGCUCAGGGACCUUACAGAUGUAUGUAUGGGGACAGAGGAAGGAGUAGUCAUUCAAAAUCAUGUCAACCCCUAUUAUUUCACACAGAGUGAAUCCAUUUAACUUGUGUGAUUUGUUAAGCCAAAUUUGACUUCUGAACUAUUUGAGGCUUGCCUAAACAAAGGGGGUGAAUACUUAUUCAACAACUAUAUUUGAGUUAUAAAUGUUUUAUUCAUUAAAACAAAUAAAAUAAAAAGCAUUUUCUUUUCACUUUGACAUUAUGGAGUAUUUUGUGAAACCCCGCUCCCCCCAAACCCCCACCCAAAUUAAAUAUAUUUUUCAAUCCCACUUUGUAAUGCAACAAAAUGUGAAAAAGGUUCAAGGGGGUGUAGACUUUCUAUAGGCACUGUAUCUAGAUACGUGUUGAAUAGUCUUGAAAGGGAAAGAUCUCUACUCAGUGGCUUUACACUCUGGGGUAACUGUCUGGCAUUAGGGCUUUUGUAAUGACUUGCAGUCUUUGCCUCCAUCAUGGAAUAUCACCAGAUAUGUGUUAUAUCCCAAUGUUUUUUGGUAGGGUAUGGAGGAGGUGAAGAGGCAGUUUGGUCAGCACAUCGAGAUCGAGCCUGAAUGGGAGGCUGGGUUUUCUAUCCAGAGACAGCUACGACACAUCCUUGUCAUGUUCCAUGACUGGUGUUCAUCUGAUGUAAGUCCUCACGCAAUGCUUAAAAAAAAAAUCCCCAACAACCUCAAAAUCUCUAAUUUUACAUUUAAGUCAUUUAGCAGACGCUCUUAUCCAGAGCGACUUACAAAUUGGUGCAUUCAACUUAGGAUAGCCAGUGGAACAACCACCCUUUUUAAAUGUAUUUUCUUUAUGGGGGGGGGGGGGGGGGGGGGGGGGUAGAAGGAUUACUGUUAUACUAUUCCAGGUAUUCCUUAAAGAGGUAGGGUUUCAAGUGUCUCCGGAAGGUGGUCAGUGACUCCGCUGUCCUGGCGUCGUGGGGGAGCUUGUUCCACCAUUGGGGUGCCAGAGCAGCGAAUAGCUUUGACUGGGCUGAAUGGCUAAAUGUGGAAGUGUAUGUUGCUAUGUACUUGACUGGGAUAUCUGCCCAUGCCUUCAGGAGACAGUUCUCCUCCUUCAAGGAGUGCCACAGGGCGCUGAUGCGCUGCAAUAACCAACCCUUUCACAGCGAGUCCAUAGACUACUACAUGUGCAAACACAUCCUCCAUGUACUUCCCUACAAGGUGUCCCAGGAGCCUGUCAGCAUACACCUGCCCAUCUCCAGGGCGCUCGGUGGUAAGGAGAACCAUACUGUCCAAUUUGGACAUUGCGCUAUGUGUUGGGACAGUAGUUGUGGAAAUUAAGAUGGUGUUAUGUUGGUGAAACAGCAUGCAUGUUGCUUAUGCUGUCAGCCUGUUCCUUAUGCUCUCUAGGCCUGUAUGUACAGCUGUGUAGUACAGGGGCAGUCAAAUGCCUCCACGAAUAUGUGGAUCCAGUAAGUAUCUGUGACAAGUGAAAACUCACUUUAAGUCAUUCAGUCUGUUUUUUGUGUUUGAUCUGUAGUAAGUCAGUAAGAAUCAGCUUCGUAUCGUCAGUCAGCAUGUGCUGUGUUGUUUUGCUUGUGCACUGCAGACUAUCUUCUUCCAACUGCUGUUGGGCCGUCUGUGUUACAGGAGAGCUGUGACUUCACCUGGUUUGCGGAGCACCCCCUGUGCUGUGUGGUGCUGGCUGCCCAGGUCUCAGCUGAGAUGUGGCGCAGGAACGGCCUCUCGCUCGUCAGCCAGGUGAUAGGCGGGAUGGUUUUGAUGGGCUUGUGGCGUCAACUGUUGCUAAACCCAUAACUUUUCAGGGAUUGAUUUCACAUUUUGUGAUCGCUGUCAUGUCAGUUAGUGUUUCAGUGUAUGGUUAUUUGUAAUUUGCAGGUGUACUAUUAUCAGGAUGUAAAAUGCAGGGAUGAGAUGUUUGACAAGGAUGUCAUCAUUUACAUUACAGUCAUUUAGCAGACACUCUUAUCCAGAGCGACUUACAUAUUUAUUUAUAUAUAUAUAUAUUUUUUUUUUAUACUGGAAUCGAACCCACAACCCUGGCAUUGCAAAUGCCAUGCUCUACCAACUGAGCUACAUCCCUGCCGGCCAUUCCCUCCCCUACCCUGGACGACGCUGGGCCAAUUGUGCACCGCCCCACGGGUCUCCCGGCCAGCUGCGACAGAGCCUGGAUUCGAACCAGGAUCUCUAGUGGCACAGCGAUGCAGUGCCUUAGACCACUGCGCCACUCAGGAGGACUACAGGUUAGUGCUACAGGUUAGUGUUUAACAGCAGCAACAUUGUCCUGCACUCACCUGCUUUUUAUUCUAUGGAGUCUCCUGACUACCAAUACAUGAUUUAAGUCUCCUCUCAAAACUUUUUUCAGAUUGCUGCUUCCAAAAUGGACCCCAGCCACUUCAUCAUGCUGAUCUUGCAAAGAUUUGAGCUCUUUGAUGUGUUCAAUGGAAGCCACUCAAGCAAAGACCAAGUAAGAGAGACCAAUGACUAUUGGUUCAAAUAAAUAAUUAUUACAUUUAGGUACAAAUGGUUAAUAAAAUACCAAUCCUUCUGUACAGGAACUGCUGAAACAGUGGAAUCGGUUAACAGAAGAGAUGUUCUACCUCAUCAUCAUUGUUGGUACAUCCCUAAGCUGCAUUCUAAACAACAUCUCUACUAAAGUAAAUGUCUCUCCCGUGCUGGAGAACUCCUAGUGUAUAGUUAGUAAGUUGACUGUGUAUAGUGACAUCACGUUGGCUAGAUGAUAUAGCAGUUAUCGAUUAUGUUGAGUCAAUUGCACACAAGGUCCAACCGAAAUUUGACUUCUGCUUUAAACCCAACCCAUCCGAAAGACACACAUACAUAUACAGGUUUUGGAGAGAUGCGGGAGGCUGCCGCACUGCGUGCCCGGGGAGCUGUUGUUGUGGGGGUUAAGUGCCUUGCUCAAAGGAACAACGGCAGGCAAUGGCAUCUAGGAUUUGAUAGCUCACUUCCCACCAGUUCGGAUUUGAACAGGCAAUCCUCCGGUUGCUGGCUCGCACCUCUAACCGAGAGGAGGGGGUCUCAUUCUGUAUGUCAUGUCCCCAGGGGAGCGGUAUGUCGCACGGCAAGCGGUACCGGAGUGCCAAGUCUAGGUCCAAAAUACUUCUCAACAGCUUCUACCCCCAAGCCAUAAGACUCCUGAACAGCUAAUCAUGGCUACCCGGACUAUUUGCACUGCCCCCCCACCCCAUCCUUUUUACGCUGCUGCUACUCUGUUAAGUAUUUAUGCAUAGUCACUUUAACUCUACCCACAUGUACAUAUUACCUCAACUACCUCAACUAGCCGGUGCCCCGCACAUUGACUCUGCAACGGUACCCCCCUGUAUAUAUAGCCUCCCUACUGUCACUUUAUUUUACUUCUGCUCUUUUUUUUCUCAACACUUUUUUUUGUUAUUGUUGUUUUAUUUUUACUUUUUUUGUUUAAAAUAAAUGCACUGUUGGUUAAGGGCUGUAAGUAAGCAUUUCACUGUAAUGUCUGCACCUGUUGUAUUCGGCGCAUGUGACCAAUAAAAUUUGAUUUGAUUUGAUGUCCCAGGGAUCAGUCAGGUGACCAAAGAGGAUGUGACGAUGAGGGAAGUGAUCCAUCUGCUGUGCAUCGAGCCCAUGGCUCAUAGCAGCCUGGUCAAGGGCCUGCCGGAGAACGUGAGAACGUGGACCUAUACUACACCUCUAAAGCACCAAUACUGUUACCACUCCUUCCACCCUUUUAUACUGCAACAAUGUACUGUCUUUGUUUGUUUGUAGGAGAUCCAUGAAACUGACCUGGAAACGGUCAUCCCAAAAGUGGCCACCUUCAAGUAAGUGUAACACUAAGGUCAUCUUGACCAUAAUGAUACAAAUAAUAACAUUUUUUUCAAAAGAUAAUUAAGUUUGAGGAGCUUUUUCACUGACUUGUUGAUCCUCCUAUUUAGGAAGCCAGGUGUGUCAGGCCACGGCUUGUAUGAAGUGAAAAAGGAGUGCCUGUCAGAAUUCACUAUUCUAAAUCUCAGCAUAGCAAGGUACGAUUGUACACACACAUUAUAUUUGUUUUUCCAAAGCAGUUUUUUGCCUUGGCUGCUGGCAUUUGCAAAUGUGUAAGCUUGUGACCUCACCUCUCUGUGCUCCAGGCAGAAGAUGCUCAGAAGAAGAGAAGAACUCAGGAGGGCAGUGACAAAGGUGAGAUGGAACUGAUCAUCGUACUUUAAAAGAAUGGAACACAGUGUUAUUAUGAGCCAAUCCCUGUAGGUGAUUCCCUAUUUACUUAUGAUUCAACACGGUCUCUCCCUGUCUCUGUCCAUGCCCAGCCCUGCGUCCCCCCGUCCCCCCUCCUUUUUGCCCAGCCUUCUCCAGCAUAGUGCGUCUGCUCUGCUGUGACAUCCUCGUCCACAUCCUCAGACAAGUCCUGCAGAGAGCUGUGGAGGACCGGGCCACCUACUGGACAGAGGCCAUGAUCCAGAGGGUACCUUUCUCUCUCUCUGUGUCUCUCUCUCACUCUCUCUCUCUCUCACUCUGUCUCUCACUCUGUCUCUCACUCUGUCGCUCUGUGUGUGUGUGUCCCCCUCCUCUCCUUUUUAUAUGAACCACCUGUAAAAGUGUGUGCUCCCCUCAGGCCCUGCACCUUAUAGGCCAGGGGCUGUUGGAGGAGAAGACGCAGCUGGGAGCCAGCCCUGUGGAGGGGGUCACCUUUGACUUCAGCCUCAAGGCUCGCAGUGAGUGUGCUAGAUAUUACUUUUUGGUUGCAAAUAUUGAUCACUUGGAUGGUUUUGUAUUGAGUCUUGGUAUAUGACAUUUUCUGUUUCUCUACUCUCUCAGAGAUCGGCUCAGAGCCUGGCAAAUCUGUGUUCCACCUCCUGUCCAAGAUGAAGGUCCAGGCUGUCAGAAGUGUCUGGGAGCUCUGUGGCAGACAGGAUGAGGAGAGGGGUCACGCCCUUCCUGCGCUGCGCUGCCCUCUUCUUCAAUUGUGUUACAGGGGUGCCCCCUCCAGAGGAGCUCUCCAGUACUACAGGUAGGUAGCUCAGGGCUCUGACUGUUGUGGUGUGUAUGGGGAUUGAAUACAUGUUUCUUUGAGGGUUUUACUGAACCACUUAUGCUGUCUCUGCUGCAGUUACCUCUCAAGGCCAGGUGGAGGCGCUGUGUAUUUAUCUGGCAUUACCCACCAAUGUGUUCCAGCUCUUCCAAGAGCACCAUGGAACUGUCUCUCCUUGAUUACAGAGGUUAUCCCAAUAACCUGUUAGUCACAACCAAAGUACAUUGGAAUGAAUGGGGCAUUUAUACAUCUUUAACUGAUGUUCUUAUUAUCAGAUUUCUAGUGUGGUAGCUAAUUGUACUAUAUGUGAUAUUUAACUGAUGGCCUCUGUCUCUCAGAUGGUGAGGCCACCCAGCUGUAACCAAAGCCCUAAAAGGGGAAAUGCAGACUAUCAGGUAAACUCAAAAUAUCUUUGCCACUGAAUGGAAAAUAUUUGGGAUUUUAUUCCAUUCUUCCCUUUUAUCCAGUAUGAAUAACUGAAUCUUUGAUAACAUGAAUAUUGCAGGUAUCCCAGGAAAAGGAAUCGGUUAAUUGAGCUUCCUGCGGAUUACAGCGCGCUCCUCAAUCAAGCCAGUCACUUUCAGUAAGUAGACACCACUGACUUGGAUUAUCAUAAACUGAAUGAUGGGAUAGUUGGUGUGUUCCAGUGGAGACUGAGUCCUCUCUCUCUCUCUGCCCUCGUGUCCAGGUGUCCUAACUCCACAGAUGAUGAGAGGAAGCACCCCACCCUGUGCCUGUUCUGUGGGACCAUCCUGUGCUCCCAGAGCACCUGCUGUCAGAACCAGCUGGACGAGGAGAAGGUGGGCGCCUGCACCGCUCACGCUGCCACCUGUGGGGCCGGAGUGGGCAUGUUCCUC